Molecule: messenger RNA, 2288 nt
Organism: Andrographis paniculata
Lineage: Eukaryota; Viridiplantae; Streptophyta; Magnoliopsida; Lamiales; Acanthaceae
Exons: 8
Coding region: 170-1978 (602 amino acids)
Cellular component (GO): plasma membrane; plasmodesma
Source: RefSeq, a predicted model, not a curated record
UAACAAAGCAAGAGUCCUCUACCAUGGCAAUGAGCGGAAGGCGGUGCAAGCAAGUACCGUGGCAGUGACAAAGCAAAUUCAAUCAACAUGCUUUUCCUCCUCUUCCCACCCAUUUUACAUACUAAUAGUAAUUCCAUCCCCAUCCCCAGCAACCAUCCAUAUUCACACAAUGCUGCUCCUGCUGCUAACCUAUUUUUCGCUUCUUUCUUCUUCCCCGGCCUCGGCCUCGCCGCUCUUCUCUUCCUCUCUGCUUCCACUUCCAGUGGAAUCUCCAUCUUUGCAGACAUCGUUAUCGGGAGAAUCCAGAGCACCAGAACGGCUGCUCGAUGAUCAACUUCCACUUCUUGGGCAAGGGGACUCGUCGUCGGACAGUAUUGUGUUGGCUCCAAGCAGAACAUACCGAAAGGACCCCCUCGAUAAUUUUAGAAGUUACACUGGUGGUUGGAACAUCAGCAAUCGCCAUUACUGGGCUUCCGUGGGUUACACCGCUGCUCCCUUUUUUGUCGCCGCCGCCGCCUGGUUUGUAGUUUUCGGCCUCUGCUUAUCUGUUGCGUGUGUUUGCUGCUGUUGUUCCUCAUGGCGUCAAAGGGAGCCUCAGAGUGCCUACUCCCGAUCACUCUCCUUCGCUUUCCUUGCACUCUUCUCCGUUGCUGCAGUCAUUGGGUGCGUGAUCUUGUACAACGGCCAGGGCAAAUUUCACAAGAGCACCAUAAGCACUUUGGAGUACGUCGUCCGCCAGGCGGAUGCCACAUCCAACAACCUUAGGAACGUCUCAGAAUAUCUCUCUGCUGCCAAACAGAUUACUGUCGAUCAGGUUUCCCUACCUCCGAAUUCCCAAAGCGACAUUGAUCAGGCACAGAGCAAGAUAGACUCUUCAGCUACAACCCUUACGGACACAACACGGAACACUUCUCAGCGCGUCAAGAAUCUAAUACAAUCAGUGAGUUUGGCUCUAGUCGUACUCACUGCUCUUAUGCUCCUUUUGACAUUUCUUGGAUUAGUGUUUUCAAUACUAGGCGUGCAGAUUCCAGUGUAUAUCAGCUUGGUGAUUAGUGCAUGGAUUCUGGUGGCGGGAGCUCUCAUACUCUGCGGCAUUGUCUAUCUUCUCCGCAAUGUGACAGGGGAUACCUGUGCAGCAAUGAACCAGUGGGUCCAAAUCAAUCCUCCUGGAGCUGGAGUUGGAGCUGGAGCUGGUCAGGUGCAUCAUACAGGUACGGCGCUGGAUGAGGUGCUGGGGUGCGUCGACAAUGCCACCGUCCAAGAGGCCUUCUCGAAAACCAAACAAGUGACUUCCCAGCUGGUGGACGUAAUCAACACCGUGAUUAGUAACCUGUCCAACAUAAAUUUCGCCCCCAGCUUCGCGCCCAUGUACUACAACCAGUCAGGCCCACUUGUGCCCUCUCUCUGCAACCCAUUCCACCCCGACGGCGGUGACCUCACAGAUCGAUCCUGCGCACCUGGGGAGGUGGACCUGCGCAAUGCGACGGAGGCAUGGAGUGGGUAUGUGUGUCAGACAAGCCCCGCCGCCGCCGACAAUGCCGAUCAUGGGGUCUGCGUCACCCCCGGGCGCCUCACCCCGAGGCUGUACGCUCAGAUGGCCGCCACAAUAAACGUGAGCUAUGGGCUGUAUCAAUACGGGCCCCUGGUGGCUGAACUUGGGGACUGCAGCUUCGUGAGGCUAGCAUUCUCGGAUAUAGACGCCAUCUACUGCCCCACCCUCAGAAAGUACAGCCGGCAUAUAUAUGUUGGGCUGGCCAUUGUGGCCGUCGCGGUUCUGUUGUCAGCGACACUACUGCUGUUUUGGGUUUGGGUGGUGGUGAUACGUGCUGCCAAUGAUAAUACUACUAGUAAAGGGAAAUGGGGCAAGGAGCUGAGACACCAUCAAGGCACUGCUGGCAAAAGCAUGGCUGUUGGAGUUGGAGACGGAGAUGCAGAAGCUUAUGAUCCCACUGAUCAUCAUCAUCAUCACCAUCACUAAGGAGGCAUAGGAGGAGGAGGGUGGGAUGGAUCAUGGAUGAUCACCAUGAUCCUUUUCGGCAGGCAAUCAGAUCCUUCCUCUUCUCCCCACCUGCCUGCCUGCCUUCUUUUCAUUCCGCAUUCCGCAUCAACCAACUUGUCCGGUAUAUGUGCAUCUGUUAGUUGUUGCCUUGCCAAAAAAUUUCUAGGUUACUGCUCUGCCGAGUUGCACCUGACGACGAGUAGUUGCAAAUGUUUUCUAAUGGGCGGAGAUUUGCUUCCUUUCAUAAUUUUCUGUUAUUCUCCAUAUGGGUAUCCUCCUAUCAUCUUCA